AUAUUUAAGUAUUACUGUAGAUUGUUAAACAUAGCAGUGAGCGAUGCAUAGUAGUUACAUCAGCUUGGUAUUUUAUUACUGACUUUCAGAAGCUAGUUCUCACAAUGGCAUCUGUUACUAAAGAUUUUCACAGACUCUUAAAAAGAGUCGGCAAACUGACGGACGGACAGGCGACUAUAGCAGAUAUAGACCGGGAUGAAGGACUUCUUCAGAAAUUUCAUGUGAUCCUUCAGCCAAAUGCUGGCUUGUACAAAAAUGGGAAAUUUAAGUUUGAGGUUACAUUGACCAAAGAUUAUCCAGAUUCACCCCCAGUGGUUUGGUGUCACACUGAUAUAUACCAUCCUAAUAUUGACCCAACUGGGGAAUGUUACGGAGAAACGUUAACAAACGUGUGUCUGAACGUGCUGGAACAUGGUGUGUGGAGCAGAUCGUUCGGUCUGGAAGGAGCCAUUCUUGGUUUAUUAUUUCUGAUGCAUAAUCCUAAUCUUUCAGACCCAUUGUCACCUUAUUUUGAAGGAUCUGAUAACGACGAAUCAUUUGCGGAAAAUGUUAAAAAAUAUAUGGCCGGCGAAGAGUUUGACGAUAUUAGCUUUGAAACAGAUUUUUGUGUUAAAGAUGGCAUUUUGAUAACAGAACAGAGGACAGUGACAUCGGAAAUCAAAGAUGAGUCAGUUAAUAUGGCAGAGGGACAAGUAGAAGAUCUAAAAAUAGUAAAUGAUGUUAUAUCUGUUACCAAUACAAAAAGUAUUAACAGUGAUGAGAGAACCGCAGACGAAUCAAAACAUUUUGUGCUGAAUAGUUUUGUUAAUGGUGCCACUAAUGAACUACAGGAAGAAACCACCAGGUGUUCUUUAAGUGAGCAAGAUAUUAUAAAAGAAAAAGAUUCUGAAUUCGAUAAGGAAUUGGAUAGCAAACCCAAUUCAGAAACAGACAAGAAUACAGACGGUUUAGACGAUCUUGCAGCUGAUGAAAAAUGCAAUGAUGACGAAUGCAGCAAGUGUGACAUUGAACUAGUCAGUAUAGAUGGCGAAUGUGUUCUUUUGAUAAAUAGUUCUAUACAAGAAACAAACAGCGCGACAGAAACAUCUACAAGUGAUUCAGCAUCUGUAGAUACCAAUACAAAAGGCGGCGAUAACGUCGGCACACAGGAAAACACUGAAAUUAAAACUGAAACUGGCAUUUUGUGCAAUGAUGAAAACAUUGCAAAAGAUGAUUCAUGUUUAGAUACUAUUGCUGUACCAUUUGAAACAAACGCUUCGUGCAAUACAGAUAAUACUGCCAAAGUAGAUCUAGAUUUAGAUGCUACUAAUGUAAAAACUGAAUCAAAAGAUUCAUGCAUUACUGAAGCUAGCCUAAAAGAAGAUUAUGAAGACAGUGCUAUUAACGAUAUGUCUCCAGUUUUAAAUCCUCCUCUUCAGUUAAAUUGCAAACAACAUUACCUUGACGGCGAUAGUCUUUCAAACGAGGUUAAAUGUGGCUGUGGGACUUGGUAUAUGAUCAGGUCUGCUUUUAGUAAAAUAGUGCAUACAAUUGGCCACAAUAAAUUGUACAGAGAUAUUGGUAUAUAAAAUGUGUUCAGUAUAUUUUUAAUACAUACCUCUACAUUUUACAUUGAUUGUGAUAUAGUAAUAAUGUGUUGAUGUUGAAUUUUUAUUAGACAUAUCUAUAUUGUGCGACAAUACAUAUUUCUUAAGCAUGUAUAAAGAUUAACGAAAUUCAGUGCUUAAAUCAAUGUAUGUGUAAUAUUUUAUUAUUGUUCAAAAAGAAUUCUUUUAAUGAGCAUUUAUAAGACUAAAAUGUUUAAUUCUUUCCACAAAACAUCAGCUAUAUUCCAUGAACUUAUCAUGAAAGAGUGUGAUAUCAUACACGUGCUGGAGUGCAAGUAGUAUUCCAAUUUCUGCUGAGAGGUCAUAUGAACCAAAGAACAAUUUUAAAUUAGAAAAACAAACUGGGAAUGUUUUCAGUUUUGAUACAGGAUUAUUGACUGCCUAUUUUACCUCUAUAAAAUAUCUUGAAUCUAUAAAUUAACAUGACGGAAUG
Mercenaria mercenaria is the source of this 2040-nucleotide messenger RNA. RefSeq lists its product as uncharacterized. Gene Ontology annotation, biological process: protein neddylation. The transcript is spliced from 2 exons. The record is from RefSeq and is a predicted model, not a curated record. Bases 105 to 1568 code for a protein of 487 amino acids. NCBI's taxonomy places the organism in Eukaryota, Metazoa, Mollusca, Bivalvia, Venerida, Veneridae. Gene Ontology annotation, molecular function: NEDD8 transferase activity. Gene Ontology annotation, cellular component: nucleus.